Messenger RNA from Candidozyma auris, 1719 nucleotides. RefSeq lists its product as uncharacterized. Bases 1 to 1719 code for a protein of 572 amino acids. Lineage: Eukaryota; Fungi; Ascomycota; Pichiomycetes; Serinales; Metschnikowiaceae. The record is from RefSeq and is a predicted model, not a curated record. The transcript has a single exon. Gene Ontology annotation, cellular component: mitochondrial inner membrane. Gene Ontology annotation, biological process: mitochondrion organization; lipid homeostasis.
AUGUUACGAGCCACCAUCGCCAAUGUAUCUAUGCGAGGGUUUCAGCCUCGUUUGCUAAAUCAAAGCAUUCUUUCGGCUCGACGCUAUAGCUCCAUACAAAUACCAAAGCGUCGGUCUUACACCUUUCUCAAGCUUUUGGCAGUGGCUGGUCUGGCGGGAGCUCUUUUGUAUGCAACUAAUGAGUCUUUUCGUGAGGGCACAAAGCACGCAUACUAUACGACUAAACGUAUUGGCGUUGUCACUAUUGCGACUGCGCAGUGCUUCAAUAUUUAUAGAAAUGUCCUAGGGAAGGACUUCGAUGACCCACAUGAGCGCAAUAAAGCGUUAUCUGAGGCUCAUUUAAAGGCAGCAAGAAUCACUUUAAAAGCUUUAGAAAGAAACGGCGGUGUCUUUAUUAAAUUGGGUCAGCACGUAUCUGCGUUGACCUACCUUCUUCCAAGGGAAUGGACAGACACGAUGAUACCUCUUCAAGAUAGAUGUCCUAGAUCCUCGAUUGAGGAAAUAGAAGAAAUGUUCUUGGCAGAUAAGGGUACUUCUCUUGACAGCAUAUUCAGUGAGUUUGAUCCUGAGCCUGUGGGUGUGGCCUCUCUAGCUCAAGUUCAUAUUGCUCGCUUAAGAGAUACUGGGGAAAAGGUUGCUGUGAAGGUGCAACACCCUUCACUCGCCGAGUUUGUUCCAUUAGAUAUUUACAUGACUCAAACUGUAUUUGACUUGAUGUACAGGGUGUUUCCCGAAUACCCUAUGACAUGGCUUGGUGAUGAAAUGCAGAAUUCUAUUUAUGUCGAGCUAGAUUUCGUCAAUGAAGCACAAAACGCUGAGAAAACAUCCAGAUAUUUCAAGAAAUAUCAAAGGGAUACAGCCUUGAGAAUACCAAAGGUUAUUUCCGCAGAAAAAAGGAUUCUAGUGAUGGAGUUUCUCUCAGGUGCUAGACUCGAUGACUUGAAGUACAUUAAGGAACACAACAUCAACACGGCUGAAGUCUCGUCCUGUCUUUCACACAUAUUCAACAACAUGAUUUUUCUUCCUGGUGCUGGAUUGCAUUGUGAUCCCCAUGGUGGAAAUCUAGCAAUUCGAAGUGUUCCAAAGUCGGAGAGCAAGAAUGGUCAUAACUUUGAAAUAAUUCUCUACGACCAUGGCCUCUACAGAUAUAUUCCACUCCAAAUGAAGCGUGACUAUGCUCAUUUAUGGUUGGCUAUUUUAGACAAUAAUAUUCCCGAGAUGAGACUAUACGCUGAGAAAGUUGCUCUUGUUAAGGGCGAUAGAAAGUUUCAAAUAUUUGCAGCUGCCAUCACAGGGAGGGACCCCGAUACCGCCUUGAACUAUGAUAUCUCGAAGGCCAGAAGUUCCGAAGAGAUUAGAAACAUGCAACAUCAGUUGCACUCCGAGGAUGGUGUUCUUGAGGACUUGAUGGAUAUUUUGAGUAGCAUGCCUCGUAUGGUGCUUCUCAUUCUCAAAACAAAUGAUUUGACAAGAAAUCUCGACGAAAAUUUAAAUAAUCCUCUUGGCCCUGAAAGAACGUUUCUCAUUUUAGCGAAUUACUGCGCCAAAGUUGUUUAUGAAGAGAAUAUCGAAAAGGUUAACAAAGCCUACAACCCUUAUUCGUUCAAAUGGAUGUACUUUAGACUUAAGAGCUGGCUUGCAUUUGAAAGAAGAAAGAGUGCGUUGUUCUUUUACGACAUUUACAUGCUUUUCAGUAAUUUGAAGAAAGCAUUGACUUGA